Messenger RNA from Stylonychia lemnae, 1611 nucleotides. The record is from the annotation of a GenBank genome assembly. NCBI's taxonomy places the organism in Eukaryota, Ciliophora, Spirotrichea, Sporadotrichida, Oxytrichidae.
AUGAAAAGUCUUGCAAAUGACAAAUCAAAGAAAAGAGGAAGUGGCUAUCAUUUACUGUUUGCUUAAUUGGAAGAGGAAAAUAUAAAGAUAUUUCACAAACUAUCAUCAAUAGUUGGUAAAAAUAAACCAUAAAUAAAUAACACUUUUAAAGAUUAAAUGAACUUGAAUGAUCCAUCAUAAAAAAUGCUAGCAUUAUCAAACUCAAUUCUAGGCGAUAAGAGAAUUGAAUAGUCUUUAGUAAUAACACAGGAUAAUGAUAUCAAUAAUACACAAGAUACCUCUCAAUCUUUAACAGGUGGAACAGUAACUAAAGGUCGAGCAACAUUUAGAACUGUCUCUUCACCAAGAAGAAAUAAUCAAAUACUUAAUCCAAUCAAUACAGAUCAUCUAAGUUCUAAGCAUACAAGAGCACCUACAACAUCUCAGCCUUCAGCCACUAAUAAUAUGUCGAAAUCGUUCAUGUCCACUCAAUCUGGAUUAGGCAAUAAUAAAGUAACAGCGGCUUCAGAUGAUCUUAAUGAAACCACAAGAAACCUACUCAUUAUGAGAAAGAACAAUGAGCGUAUUUCGAAACUUAAAACUAUUGAUAAUUAGAACUUCAAGAUGUUUUAAAAUUUGACUAGAAUCAAAUCUUCUCUAUCAAGGUAGAAAUUUGAAAGACAUGAAUAAACAUCUCAAAGCAUUAGAUAAAUGCUAGCAAGAGAUAACAACAGAUUAGAUCCUUUGCUUACGAUAGAAAAAAUCGGAUAAAAAUAAUUAGCAGGAGUAUCUUCUAAUAUAGAUAAAACGACUAGCUCUACAUCUUUUUCAAAUGACCCUAGGACUCGUCAAAAUCAAGAGGAACUUGGUAUUCGUGAUUCUAAUAAAAAUAUCAAUAGAAUUUUAAGAGGCAAUAGUUUAAAUCAGAAAGACAGCAAUUUACCACUGAACUAGUAGAUGAAUGCUACAUUCUCCAGUAUAAAUAAGGAUUCAUUCACUGUAUAAGCAGCUUCGCAUUCAACUGAGAGAUAGAAUAUUCAUCUGCCAGCAAAGUUUAUUCAAGCUUAAAAGCGUAAUAGUGCUUAAGUCUAUUACGAUUUUACAACAUCCAAUUACUUUGGUUAAAACUCUCAACUUCAGGAGAUUCAAGAAGAACGAAAAGAUUAUGAGGCGCAGCCUAACAAUAGCAUAGCAUCCAAGUAUAAUAAGAUCUAUAUGAGACAACCAAAUAAAACUCAGUUUUCGAACUAUAUCAAUAAUUUUAGCAAAGAAUUGAAGUUGAAUACAAAUAGACAUAGUAUUGAAGAGGGUACUGUAUCUAAACUUCUACCAUCCAUAAAAGAAAUUCACAGUCAUCAAGUAGCUAAGACCUCUCAUAGCAAAUAAACAGCCAGACAUACGCUAUUGCAGAAUUAUAGUUAUGAUAUGGAUAACUCUAUUAGUGGAGGUGGUGCUAAUUCAAAGAGAUCAUUCAAUAGUAUUCAGGUUAAAUAACCUAUUCUUGAUUUAUACAAGCCAAAUGUUAAUGGGAGAGAGAAAUAGUUCAAUAAGCUGAAACUUAACUAUAAAUAUAUACACAAUGAACAUAGUUCGACAGGCAGAGAACAUAAUGAGCAUUCAAAUCAAUUGUGA